Molecule: messenger RNA, 5039 nt
Organism: Mobula hypostoma (lesser devil ray)
Lineage: Eukaryota; Metazoa; Chordata; Chondrichthyes; Myliobatiformes; Myliobatidae
Gene: rbbp5
Product: retinoblastoma binding protein 5
Exons: 15
Coding region: 231-1844 (537 amino acids)
Cellular component (GO): Set1C/COMPASS complex
Molecular function (GO): protein binding
Source: RefSeq, a predicted model, not a curated record
GCUUGUCAGGGUUGGACUUGCCGCCGAGGCCUAGCGAGUUCUGGCGCCGCUCUUUGCGUCGAGCCACGGAGGGUUGAGGAAGAAAAGAGCCGAAAGCGGCGGCUUCACGGAGAAUGGACUGAAGGCAGUGGUCGCCCUCGGUGUGCCGGCAGAAUCCGGUGCGGCGGCGUAUUAUCGGAGCGUGACCCAGUGCUGAAGCGGCGGCGGUCGGAGAGCGGGAGGCGGUCAGGAUGAAUUUGGAGCUUCUAGAGUCCUUUGGACAGAACUAUCCAGAGGAGGCAGAUGGAACUCUGGACUGCAUCAGCAUGGCCCUCACCUGCACCUUUAACAGGUGGGGUACGCUGCUGGCUGUUGGUUGUAAUGAUGGACGCAUCGUCAUUUGGGACUUCCUGACAAGGGGAAUCGCCAAGAUCAUCAGUGCGCACAUACAUCCAGUUUGCUCACUAUGUUGGAGCCGAGAUGGGCAUAAAUUAGUCAGUGCUUCCACUGAUAACAUCGUGUCCCUUUGGGACGUCCUGUCUGGAGACUGUGACCAAAGGUUCCGCUUUCCUUCGCCUGUUCUCAAAGUUCAGUUCCACCCUCGAGAUCAGAACAGAGUCCUUGUCUGUCCGAUGAAGUGUGCGCCAGUGUUGCUAACUCUCUCUGAUUCCAAGCAUGUAGUUCUACCUGUAGACGAUGAUUCAGAUCUUAAUGUUGUGGCAUCUUUUGACCGACGAGGAGAAUAUAUUUACACAGGGAAUGCCAAGGGAAAGAUUUUGGUAUUAAAGACUGAUACACAAGAGCUGGUGGCUUCGUUCCGAGUCACAACAGGUACCAGCAAUACCACCGCUAUAAAGUCCAUCGAAUUUGCAAGGAAAGGCAGCUGUUUCCUAAUCAACACAGCAGACAGAAUCAUUCGAGUGUACGAUGGUAGGGAAAUUCUGACCUGUGGGCGGGAUGGCGAGCCUGAACCCAUGCAGAAGCUGCAGGACCUGGUGAACAGAACACCUUGGAAAAAGUGCUGUUUCUCUGGUGACGGGGAGUACAUCUGUGCUGGAUCAGCACGGCAGCAUGCCCUCUACAUCUGGGAGAAGAGCAUAGGAAACCUGGUUAAGAUCCUGCAUGGCACACGGGGAGAACUACUGCUGGAUGUAGCGUGGCAUCCUGUGCGACCGAUCAUAGCUUCAAUAUCCAGUGGGGUUGUAUCCAUUUGGGCUCAGAAUCAAGUAGAAAACUGGAGUGCUUUUGCUCCAGACUUCAAAGAGUUAGACGAGAAUGUUGAAUAUGAAGAGAGAGAAUCAGAGUUUGAUAUUGAAGAUGAAGAUAAGAGUGAGCCGGAACAGACUGGCGGAGAUGCAGCGGAGGAUGAAGAAGUUGAUGUGACGUCCGUGGAUCCUAUUGCUGCAUUUUGUAGCAGCGAUGAAGAAUUUGAGGAUUGCAAAGCCUUGCUCUACCUUCCAAUAUCACCAGAAGUGGAAGACCCUGAAGAGAAUCCUUAUGGACCUCCACCUGAGCCCGUGCAAAACCCUGGAACUGAUGACCUGAACAACCCAGAGAAAAAAAGGCAGGCAUCAACUGAUGGAUCACAACCACUCAAGAAGAAACCUAAGAUGACUAAUAUUGAACUGCAAGGAGUACCAUCUGAUGAAGUUCACCCAUUGCUGGGUGUGAAGGGUGAUGGCAAGUCGAAGAAAAAACAAGCGGGCAGACCAAAAGGAACGAAAGGUAAAGAGAAAGAUUUCAUUAAGUCGAAAGCCUUCAAAGGGGACAGAGGUCAACCUUUGGAAGGAGCAGUGAAGGGCAAGGAGCUGGCGGAAGUGGCCGAGCCACCCGCAGGAGGAGCCGUCAUUUCCGACCUGCUGUGAAGAUAGGAAAAGAUGCUUCUUCAUCCCUGCGGCCUUCGUACUUUAGUAGGUGUGAUGCAGUAUCCAGAAAGAGGGUGACUAUUGGUCAGUGUGCACACCAAAGCCCAAAGUGACCUUCACAAAUCAGGAGAAGAUUUCCCUUCCAUCCUCCUGAAGAACCGUGGGCCUUGGAAAGUCGAUCAACUGGACAUCUUGAGCAAUUCACUGGGAAUGCCAAGCUUCUGUCUUCAAAUGUCAUGGAGUAGUGUUGCAUUUCACAUUCUACCAUAACAGAGGGCACUUACAUCAGAGAUGUGUACAAGGUUCAGCAAGUGCAUCAUUUUUUUGGGAUGGGGGGAGUUUCUUUACCCUUGUGCAUUUGAAGAGUUUUCUAUGAGUAAUUCUUUUAGAUUCUGGAAGAUUGUCUGCUUGAACACUGACCAGUCUGGUGCACGGUUUAGACCCAUACAGUCUGAUGAAUAUUUUUUUCUCUGUCUCUGUUUGUCUGUCUCUUUUUUUAAAAAAGAAAAAAAUAACUAAUCUGUAGUAACUUCUGGAUGCCUUGCUGUUUAUAUUUCUACUCUUUUGUUCUGCUAACCAGCUGGUGAUGAAACGCUAAAUGUGAUAAAUUUUGUUCUUUGUCCUCGGGCUGGGUUGAUAAUACUGUUUCAGACUAGUGACUGACACCUCAUUGAACUGUAGUGGAAGUGAAUAUUGUCAUUUCAGAGUUCAUGAUGCCUCCAUGUUCUCUGGAAGCCUAAAUCAUCCACGUAGCAGGUGUGUGGUGUCUCUGCUGCUUGUACCAGAUUUGGUCCUACCCAAAACACAGGCAGGCUGAAUCUAACCAGACACUUUCAAAAUGCCCCCCUAUUCCUCACUGGGAAUCUCUGGAACCUGUUUUUAAAAAUUUUCUGUGUACUGUGGCAGGAGACUAGCUGAUUUACAAGUAGUGAAGAUUAAACUUGUUCUGCUACUUCUAAUAUAUGUAAUUGUCCAGUAGACCCAAGGUAGUGAGAUACUACACCAGCCUCCCAGAAGGCAUGUCUUGCUCUCGCCUUUAGGAUCCCAGAAAGCUGAAAGUUGAUACCCUCACCUUGGAUAUCAAGAGGCCUUUCUUUACCUCUCACAAUGUGCUCUAUUUUUCAACAUGGUGUAGUGAACAGUGAAAGCUCACCAGAAACAGAUACAAAGAAUCUGGAUAAAAUAGGCUAGCCGUGAUUUGGUUUUGAUUUCAUGUCCAAGAAGAAAAGGUUAAUUCUUCGAAUUCAUUCUCCUAGAUUAGACCCCACACUUUAUCAGUUGUUCAGCCUUGCAAAUGCAGGAAUGGUUAACUGUUGGUUUGCUUAUGGUUGAACAAUCCUAUGACAUAUAUAUAUCUAAAAUUAAAAAUUGGGGCAACUUCUCAGAGUCACGUGUCACAGCAAGUGAAUAGCCUGCAAGUGUUUAUAUGUGUAAUAUUCCUCCUUUGCCCCACUCCAUCCACAAAAAAUGUAUAGAUCCUGUGCAUGCCACAUCCCUGAAUCAUUCCUCUUUACCCCUCCCAUGUUACCUGCUCUGGUCUUUCCUUUUGGCCACACUAGUAUGUUAUUUAAUAAUUGUUUAUUUUUGAGUCUGAGCCUGAUCUUAUCUGUUCAAUAUAAAUCAUGUGCACAGAUGACAUUGCCGAAUACAGUGUGCCCCAGAUUGCAUCUUUGGAAUCCCUUGGUAUAAAAACCUGCGUGAAAGUAUGAUUUUUCCCAGGUUUUCAGUAUCUGCAUUCUCCAGUUGUCCACAACACUGCAGCCAAGAAUUGAACUGUGACUCUGUGAUUCCCUCCAUUUAAUAGCUUAGCUCUAUGAUGCCAUUUCAAUAACUUCCAUCUUCCACUUCUCUGAGUGAUCGCUUGUGAUAGAAAGGUGUUCCAUUUCUGGCGCCCUCAUCUGUCAUGAAUACCGUGGACCAGAGAGAGAAAUGAAAUAAAAUUUAACAAAUAAAAAAAAACUGAGUUUAAAUAUACAUCCUUUCUGAACACAUGCUGGUGUUUAUGCUCAAAACAAGUCUCCAUUCAAUGUUACAUUCACACCAGUCUGUUUCUCCAUAUCCCGUCGUAAUUUUUCACAAUCCUUACCUUUGCAAGCAUGAUUAUCUUCACUUUAAUGAUAGCUGAAGGUUUGGCCAGAAGAAUGGUCUUGGAUUGAGACUACAGGUCGACCUUCACUAAUCCGGCACCAUUGGGACCUGAGGAGUGCCGGAUUAGUGAAAAUGCUGAAUUACAGAAGAAUCACAUUAAGCAUAAUCAGUGCCAGAUUAUUGAAGGAACCGGAUUACAGGUAGUCGGAUUAGUGAAGGUCGACCUCUGUUUAAUUUUCCUCCCACUUAGCAGUGGGCAUGUUAUUUCAAUACUGCAGUCCAGUUAUAUACUUUGUAACUUUUACUUCUUUUGCAAAACAAUGAUCUUGAACACUCCUACUGAAUUGACCUAAAAGAUUGGGGAUUUUGGUUAAUCAGUUAGAUGGUGGUGUAGGGAAAGAAUAAGUCCUUACACUCUUAUGUAGACCAAAAUCUGGAAUAGUGGGUGUCUUAGGUGUAAGCUCUGUUCUGUUGUGAUCUUUUGGAUUAGUUCUUCAGUGAACGGGCAGCAGUUCUAAAUUUGUCCACUGGCACCAUCGGUUCAGAGCUGGACUGCUUCACUUUCCUCUAUGUGCCAUAUCCCGAUGCUGCAGUGAGCCCCUCUGUGCUAGUUAGAAAUGGCUUCUUCAUUUAAACCUUACAGUCACGGGUUUUAUUCAAAGCAGUUGUUGUUGUACCACCGCUUCCAUUUGGGUCGGAUUAUUUUAUAAUUAUCCUUUUUAGUGUUGAUAGAAUAAUGCCUGCUUGGACCUCUGCUGCAUUCAUAUUGAACAGGCUGAUAAUUUUUGCGUGGAGGACUUGAGUGACUCGGGCAAUGUGAUAUUUUGGUAACCAAUACCACUGUACAGAACAUGUAGAAGAAUAGUUUCAGCAAAUGUGCAUACUUUUUUUUAUUCCUGUAAAUAAUAAACAGUAAUCUGGUUUUAAAUGUGGAGUUGGGUCUGUUUUAAACACAUUUGUUAAAACUGUAUUGGCAGGAAAUUACGAUGACAUAAAAAAAAAGUUUUCCUGCAUUCCUUAAAAUCCUGGCUGAUCUUUACCUCUGUAUCUAUACCUCUGUAUCUAUCAUUAAACUGCACAUCCACUGUCAAAUGAGAAGGGGGUUUG